Messenger RNA from Seriola aureovittata, 4422 nucleotides. It is a transcript of the gene nod1, whose product is annotated as nucleotide-binding oligomerization domain containing 1. Gene Ontology annotation, biological process: regulation of apoptotic process. The transcript has 12 exons. The record is from RefSeq and is a predicted model, not a curated record. NCBI's taxonomy places the organism in Eukaryota, Metazoa, Chordata, Actinopteri, Carangiformes, Carangidae. The coding region runs from base 64 to 2883 and encodes 939 amino acids. Gene Ontology annotation, molecular function: protein binding.
CAGGGAGCUGCGGAGGAGGGAUUUCUGUGAAGUGCACAGCGGAUGUUGUGAACAGAAGUAAACAUGGAUCAGACAGGAGAAGCCACCAGCCUGAAUGUCCUCACCUACCACAGAGAGCUGCUGGUGUCCAGGCUGAGGAGCACUCAGUGCAUCCUGGACAACCUGCUGGCCUGUGGCUUCCUCUGUGAGGAGGAUGCUGAGAUUGUACAGCAAACCGUCACCAGGACAGAUCGGGUGCGAAAAAUCUUGGAGCUCGUCCAGUGCAAAGGGGAGCAGGCCUGUCAGUACUUUAUGUUCAUCAUAUAUAAAGUAUGUGAUGCGUACAUAGACCUCCAGCCGUGGCUGAAAGAGAUCAACUUCAACCCGAGCGGCGCCAUCACGGUGAUGGAGGUGGUCAACACAGAUCCCAUCAGCAGGUAUUGUGAGAAGUUGAGGCAUGAAAUGAGCCAGGACACCUGCUUCAUCAUGUCGUACGGCCAGCGAGAGGAGACCCGUCUAGAGGACCUCUACACGGACACUGUGAUGGAACUGUUGAACGAGUGCAAUGAAAGCCUGGGCUUUGUGGAGAGCCUGGACCAGCUUCUUGGGGACCACGCCGUCUUCAAUCCUCAAGGGGAAAUCAUCUAUCUGAUGGGGGAUGCCGGCAUAGGAAAAUCCAUUCUCCUGCAGAAGCUGCAGAACCUCUGGUCCAAGAAGGAGCUGCAGACGGAUGCCAUCUUCUUCUUUAAGUUCCGCUGCAGGAUGUUCAGCAUCUUCAAGGAGACGGAGCAGAUCUCCCUCAGAGACCUUCUGUUCAAAUACAACUGUCACCCAGAUCACGAUCCAGAUGAUGAAGUGUACGAUUACAUCCUGCGCUUCCCAGAGAAGGUUCUUUUUACAUUUGAUGGCUACGACGAGAUUCAAGAGGAUAUAGAUCUGAUGAAUGUCCCUGAAGUGGUCUCACCAGAAGCCAAGGCGCAUCCCCUCCAGCUGCUGGUCAGCUUGCUCUGCGGGAAACUUCUCAAGAGCUCCCAGAAGGUGCUGACGGCCCGGACAGGGAUUGAGAUCCAGAGCAGGGUGAUCAGGAAGAAGGCGGUUCUGCGAGGGUUCUCCCCAACUCACCUGAAGACCUACAUCGAUCUGCACUUUAAGGAGCAGGAACACCGGCAGCUGGUGUCAGUUCAGCUGGAUGCCAGCCCCCACCUCUGCGGACUGUGCUGCACCCCGCUCUUCUGCUGGAUUGUAUUCAAGAGCUUCAGGCAUCUGCACACCAUGCACGAUAGUUUUCAUCUGCCCGACACCUGCAUCACGCUCACCGGCAUCUUCCUCCUGCUGUCGGAGGUGUUCCUCAGCCGCUCGGCCUUGCCGGCUCCGUCUCUGCUGAAGAAGAGCACCCGCUGCGCCUCAGAAACAUUCAAAGCAGGACUGAAACCGCUCGUUGCAUUUGCAAAGCUGGCGCUUCAGGGGAUGGACAGAGGGAGCUUCAUUUGUAACCAAGAGGAGGUCACAGCGUGUGGUCUGAGCGAGGAGGACCUACCCCUGGGCUUCCUCAGACCCGCCAGUGAGUACGACGCCAGUGGAGGCCCUGCAAACUUUGAGUUCCUCCACAUCACCCUGCAGUCUUUCUUGGCGGCGUUUGCUCUCGUGUUGGAUGAAGAGGGUGCUGCCAACUCCAUCCUCAAGUUCUUCACAGAGUGCAGCAGGAAGAGGAAACCGUCUUGUCUGCUCUUUGACAUCUGUAUCAGUGACAAUUCAAAGCCCAGCGAAAAGAAACUGUUUGCAACCAAUGAGCACCUUCAGUUCACUAACCUCUUCUUGUGUGGACUCCUCUCCAAGGCUCACACUGGCCUGAUGGAGCACCUGGUGUCUCCUGUGGUACUAAAGAAGAAACGAGCCUUGCUAAAAUCUUACCUGUCCACUAGUGUGAAGUCCCACCUCCACGGCUUACCCCACUAUAAUGGCGACGAAGGCAAGAAGGUCCAUGUUUUGCCCAACUUCCUGUGGAUGCUGAGGUGCAUCUUUGAGACAGGCAGCAAAGACAUAGCUCAAAUGACGGCCAAAGGCAUCACAGCGAGCUUCAUCAAGCUGGGUUACUGUAACGUUUACUCGGGCGACUGCACCGCCCUAAACUUUGUGCUGCAACACCGUCAGAAACUCCUGGGGCUCGACAUGGAUAACAACAACAUCAGUGACUAUGGGGUGAAACAGCUGAAGCCUUCAUUCUGUAAGAUGACAGUGGUGAGGUUGUGCGUCAAUCACCUGUCAGACAGCAGCAUCGAGGUUCUUGCAGAGGAGCUGUGUAAGCACAAAGUUGUGGAGGUGUUGGGACUUUACAACAAUCACAUCACAGAUGUUGGAGCCAAGCUGGUUGCUCAGAUAAUUGAGGAAUGCCCAAAGCUGCGAGUUGUCAAGAUCGGUAAAAACAAGAUCACAAGCGUUGGUGGGAAGAAUCUGGCCAGCGCCAUUCAGAAGAGCUCUUCUAUAUUUGAUGUGGGGAUGUGGGGGAACAGCAUCGGUGAUGAAGGAGCAGAAGCGUUCGCAGAAGCUUUGAGGCACCACCCGAGUCUGACCAACCUCAGUCUCUCAGCGAAUGGCAUCACAUCAAAAGGCGGGAAGGUCCUGACAGAAGCUCUGACAGAGAACAGCGUCCUCAGGAUAUUCUGGUUGGUGCAGAACGAGCUGACCGACGAUGCAGCUCCACACUUGGCUGAGUUGGUGAAAGCGAACUCGGGUUUAACUCACCUCUGGUUAAUCAGCAACCAGUUCACUGUGCACGGGAUCAAACACCUGGCUGAGGCGCUGACUCACAACACAAUACUCAAAGAGAUCUGUGUGAAAGGAAACCAGCUCUGUGCAGAGGAAGAGAAACAGUUUGUGGCAGAGAAACGGCUGCGGUUCCACUGACGGCUGGCACAUGCCGACUUAUGUCUGUACGGGAGUAAAGAUGUGUGUGUGUGUGUGUGUGUGUGUGUUCACUGUAAGUGAUCAGGUUUGGUUAUACUUUAUGCUUUCACCUGGCUGCGACUGUUUGUCUGCUGCAGCACAAAUUCACACUAAUUGCUUUAAUGUAAAUAUUAUACGUUCAUCACCUGCUAAUAAGUGAAACUGAACAUGUUUCUAUCUGAGGAUGUUUACCUGAAGUUUUCACAAAAUGUUUGGAAGUUACAGAAAAGGGAAGUGGAAGCUCUGAUAAACAUGAACAGACAACUUCCUGCUUCAUGAACCUUUGUAUAGAUUUUAAGUACAUAUUUUGUUGUGUAUGAAUACACUGUACACUUCAUGUUAUUUAUAUUUUGACUGUUGGUGUUGCUGGCUGGUGGAGCUUCAGUCAAGAUGACAACAUGAUUAUAAUGUUCGUGUGAUAGAUACACAGAUACCAAAGUGGUAACUGAGGAAACUCAAUAUAUAUAUAUAUAUAUAUAUAUAUAUAUAUGGAUGAUUGUUAACUAUAAUUAAGGACUGAAUGAUGUCCAAAAAAAUAUUGCAAUCAUUUUGGCAGAUAUGACAAUUGCAAUAUAAAUCAUGAUUUCAGUUGGAUUGGUCAUUUUGCAUUCAUUUCAUCCUGUACAAAACAAACAUGCUCCUUCUGGAGAAUAUGCUUUGUAGACCAGGUCAUCUCUGUAGCACCACAGUGCUUCACUUACGGUAUGUUGUUGUGACACAUUUUACUUUUAUCAAAAUAAUUGCAGCUCCUGUGAUUUGGAUAUUGCAUGUAGCCACAUUGUGAUUUCAAUAAUAUUUCAAUUAAUUGUUCAGCCCUACAAUGAAGUUUGGUGUAUGGUGUUUGACAUCAGUGUCGGCAGAGGGCUGUGCUCUGAGUGCCCUCCUUGUUAAAGAAGCAAUUAAAAGCUCCAUACAGUAUAAAGGUCUCUGUCCAUGUGUAAUGUGAUUAUAGAUCAGGUCUAGGUUCUAUAUUAAUACUGUGAAAGUAUCAAAGCCUCAGUCCACAGAGAAAUGCACACAGCCUGUAUUCAGAAACUGAGCCUUAAAACCAGCCGUCAGGACUUUGUGAUGUCACACAAAGCAGUCAUCAAGCCCCUCCCACCGAGACCCACCAUCCAACCUUGCAGGAUUUGGUUUCUCUGAGUCUUUAACUGACACCUGCUAUAUUUUAGUGACUGACUGACCUGUUGUUACUAGAGCUCCAGAGAGAAGCCUGAGAGAGGAUGUAAAACAUUGAGAUGGACACAGGAGAAGAAGAAAAUAUGGAGCUUUAGAAAAACAUAGAAUCAAAGCAGCAGAGGCUGAGACCCAAGUGUGGGUCAAGCUCCAAAAAUACUAGAUCCCAAAAUUUCCAUAAUGUAAUGUGAUAGCAUCUUUCCUUACACCCUCCUUGCCUGGUGUGCAUGUCUGGUGAAUAUAUACAUGUGUGAGUAACUGGCUCAUCACCACAGUCACUGUCAAUGAUUGACCACAGCUGUAGGAGUCUGAAGAAACAAGCCU